UUCAUUUGAUGAAUUAGAUACCGCCCAGCCAGUCAAAUAUAAGGUUUUUAGAGCUGGAGUACACACACAAAAAACUGGGACUAGUUUUCAUAAACUGGAUAGAGAACUUAUAUGAGGCUGCAACCUAUAGAAACCUUUUGUGUUUUUCAUUUCAUUGGCAGACACCGUCCUUGACCGAAAUCUAUUGCAAAUUUUGCUGCAACCAUUGCAGGCAACUUUUCAUUAAUAGGAAAUGGAGUGGAUGGAUCCUCUUUCUGUGUUGUUCCUAUUUUCCCUGGCAAUUGCAUUCCUUUGGAAAAUGAGCAAUUUCUGGAACAGCAGCAGCCAAAAUCUUCCACCGGGACCAAAGCCAUUGCCACUAAUAGGAAACCUCCACCAAUUGGAUCUGAAGAGGCCUUACAGAACCAUGUUAAAGCUUUCUAAACAAUAUGGCCCGGUUUUCAGCCUACAAACGGGAUUCCAGAAAAUGGUAGUUCUGACGGGCUACGAAACUGUAAAGGAGGCUUUGGUGAACCAGGCAGAUGCAUUUGCAGAGAGGCCCAUGAUCCCAAUAUUUCAAGACUAUGAAAAAGGCUACGGAGUCGUUUUUGCUCAUGGUGAGAACUGGAAAGUGAUGCGGCGGUUUGCGCUAACCACAUUAAGGGACUAUGGAAUGGGCAAAAGGACCAUAGAGGACCAAAUUGUCGAAGAGUGCCAUUGUCUAAUACAGAAGUUUGAAACUUUUGAAGGAAAACCAUUUGAGAAUACUGCAAUCAUGAACGCUGCUGUUGCCAAUAUUAUCGUGUCAAUAUUGCUUGGCAAGCGAUACGAAUAUGAAGAUCCCACAUUUCAGAAACUACUGAACUUGAUCGAUGAAAAUACCCGGCUUGGCGGAAGCCCCUCAGUCACACUAUACAAUAUGUUUCCUGCUCUGGGCUUUCUUUUUGGUGGUCGCAGGACUAUUCUUAAGAAUAAGAUGAAAUUGGACAAAUUCAUACAGGACACCUUCAUUGAACACCUCAAGGAAUUGGACGUGAAUGAUCAGAGGAGCUUUAUUGAUGCUUUUCUAACUCGACAGCAGGAGGAGAAAAAACAGAACAAGAUUAAUGAAUUUUUCCAUAAUGAAAACCUAACAGCUGUUGUGAACGAUUUAUUCGGUGCAGGCACGGAGACCACUUCGACUACUUUGCGUUGGGCUCUGUUGCUGAUGAUGAAGUACCCUGAAAUCCAGAAGAAAGUGCAAGAAGAAAUAACAAAAGUAAUCGGAUCUGCUGAGCCACGGAUUGAACACCGAGCCAAACUGCCAUACACCGAUGCAGUGAUUCAUGAGGUUCAGAGGUUUGCUAAUAUUGUCCCUUCAAAUGUGCCACGUGCCACCACUGCAGAUGUCACUCUUGGAGGCUACUCCAUUCCAAAGGGAACACAUAUUGUUCCAUUACUGUACUCCGUGCUGUAUGAUGAAUCUCAGUGGGAAAAACCUUAUAAAUUCUAUCCUGAGCAUUUCCUUGAUUCUGAAGGAAAUUUUGUAAAGAGAGAUGCCUUCAUGCCUUUCUCUGCAGGUCGGCGAAUCUGUGCUGGUGAGACCCUUGCCAAAAUGGAGCUGUUCCUGUUCUUUGCAAGUCUCCUGCAGAGAUUCACUUUCCAGCCAGCCCCUGGGACGUCUAAAGAAGACCUGGACCUUACCCCUGAUGUUGCGUUUACUACACCUCCGAUGCCCUACCAUAUCUGUGCUUUGCAACAUGCAUAAGACUGAUGUUCCCAUCUUACUUAGCUGCCACAACUGAUCCUUGUGUUAUGUAGUACACCACCCUUUUGUGCCUGCCAUUUUAGAGCAGUAGACCCAUGACAAAAUUGUUCCAUGCUUUGUCACAAAUCCGCAACUUCUGACCCAGCCACUGAGAAUCAAGCCUAUGCCUCUCUUCACAGCCCUCAACUGCCCAGCCCCAGUCUAGCUUCUGUUUCUUGGUCUCACUAAGCUGUGUGACUGAAUAGAGGAUGGAACUGGCUUCUGGAAGCCUGCCUGGCACAGAAAGUGGACAUGCUUGUUUUUUGUGUGACUGUGUAUGAAUAGCAGGAUUUGAGUCCAGUGGCACCUUAGAGGCCAACAUGAUUUUCAGAGGGUAAGCUUUUGAGAGUCAGAGCUCCCUUCCCUCUGUCUGAGGAAAGGAAAAUCUUGUUGGUCUCUAAGGUGCCCCUGGACUCAAAUCCUGCUAUUCUACUGCAGACUGACAUGGUUUCCCAUUUAAAACUAUGCAUGAAUAGUUAGGGUUUUUGUUUAUUGUUUUUGUUUGUUUGUUGUUUGUUUAUUCUUACCAUCCUCCAAAACACAAAGGGUUUUUUUGUUACGCUUAAAACUAAACCUCGGACGCUACAACUGGACAUUAAGUUCUUAUCUCACAAGUUGUUCAGGGCUGGGGGUUUCAGGUUUCUGAUUUGGGUUUUUUACCUGAAUUGGGUCUGCUUAGGAAUUAUUCGGUAUUUUCAAAUCAGCCCAAGCAUUGCUGAGCCCAUUCGGAAAUACCAAAGCAAACCUUACCGAAAACUUUGGAGCGUUUCAGAAAGGUUGGAUAGAGCGGCAGCAGCCAUAGCACUUUUCAUGCUGUUUGCAAACAGCAAGAAAAGUACUGCUCUCAAGCGUCCCACUGCCUUUUUUUACCUUAUUGGAAGGGGGAGGAGGCAGUUGUAGUGAGUUACAUGCUUCAUAGGUUCCACACUGAUAGCAAAAUUAUUCAACAAACUAUUGAGUAGCAUAUUCAAAAUGGAAGAUCUGCAACAAAUGAAGGCGUUUACAAGAAAUGUCUUGAAACAAUUAAUCUUGGGAUAGUUACAUUCAAACUGAUAGUUUUUUGGAAUCAAUGAAUUUCACACAAGGUACUGACAGUAAAAUUCUAAACAUAGUUAUUCUAGUCUUAGCCCAUUGAUUUUAAAGGGCUUAGACUGGAGUGACUGUGCUAAGGACUGGUGUAACUCUGCUUAGGAUUUCACUGUACAUGUGCAAACAGAGCUUGUUCAGACUUGGUGCUGGAAGUUUUCACUUGCUUAUUUUGUUAUGAUAUUCAUUCAUAAACCUUAGUUAAAAGAAGGAAGGUAAUUUUUUUUCCAUUUUGCAGGGCUUGUUUAAUUUAGAACCAGGAGCCAUCCAACACAUUAAUUCAACUUGUCAUUCUACUAUUAUUAUAAUAAAAUAGAGCUUACCCUC
Messenger RNA from Eublepharis macularius, 3178 nucleotides. RefSeq names its product cytochrome P450 2K6-like. Gene Ontology annotation, molecular function: heme binding; oxidoreductase activity, acting on paired donors, with incorporation or reduction of molecular oxygen, reduced flavin or flavoprotein as one donor, and incorporation of one atom of oxygen; iron ion binding. Lineage: Eukaryota; Metazoa; Chordata; Lepidosauria; Squamata; Eublepharidae. The transcript is spliced from 9 exons. The record is from RefSeq and is a predicted model, not a curated record. Bases 233 to 1726 code for a protein of 497 amino acids. Gene Ontology annotation, biological process: xenobiotic metabolic process. Gene Ontology annotation, cellular component: cytoplasm; intracellular membrane-bounded organelle.